UAUAGGUGCAUAGUUCCAAUGGUGUCUUAGGCUCACAAUACGGUUCAGACUUAGUGUAGACAUCGUUUUAUGAAUGAUAUUGAAGAAGAACCCCUUCAGCGUCCUUGACUCAUCAUUGCGCUUCUGUAGGGUAAUAUGAUUUGUACGGGCUGUAAGCCGUCCCCGUUCCAAUUUCCAAAAAAAAAAAAAAAAGAAAAAAACAAUAAUUUUACCGAUGCUUGGUCACGUCUCAUAUAAGCAUCAGAAGCUUAUCUAUACCUCCAAGAACUCAUCCUCCAUUUUCACAGAGGAAGAGUUGUCAUUCGACUUUUCAACUGUUUUCGUAGUUUGUGAAGCUUCGUAGAACUUGUCGUGAGCGACUGUAUGACCCUCCUUUUCUAAUUUUUGCUCCAUUUCUUUCCAAAUGGCAGUACGCUUUUCCUUUGUCUCCUUUGUCGUGUCCUCAAUAUAAAGAGAAAUGUACUUUUUUAAGGAAGGAAAUUCCUACGAUCGUUAGUAAGAAUCAAGACUAGGGGAGGACCGGCGAAACAGGUUGUCUCGUACAACAAGGGCAUAAGUUAGAGCCCGCAUUUUAACAUGUCGUGCCGUGUCCAUUACAACCCACUUAGCAGCAUGUUCCAUACCUUAAUAUACUUCAAGUCAACUUCAUACUUGUGCCUCCGUAGAGUAAGUUCCUUGCGCUUUUCGGGGUCUGUCUCUGCGUCCAGUUGUUUCUGAACCUGUUUCAUUCGCUUGGAGGCCUUUUUGAAUUCUAAUUUGGAAAAGCGUCAGCAUAAUCACCACUCCCGUUUUCUCUGUAAACAGUGCAAGUUUCAGCAUACCAAUAAACCGAACUCUUCUGUAUUUGUCAAGAAGCUUAGCUUCUUUUAACUUCGUUUGGGUCGAAAUUAAUUGCUCCUUCAAACCAACAAUAGCACGUUCAUGUUCGACGCGAACAUUUGCAGGAAGAUUCUCCUAGACACCGGUAUUAGUUACAGUAAUUUAAAAACUAUUAAAUGUCGUCUUAAAUAGGACUCAAUUGCAUAAAGAAGGAAGACAAAUACUUCAACGUGUCCAGAAAAAUAAAAAAAAAAAUAGAAAAAAAAAACAAAAAAAAAACAAAAAACGAAACAAAAAAAAAGAAAAUAAAAAUACGCACCCUUUUUAACAGUCGUUCGCUAUCACGAAUCUUUUUCUUCAAAACAGCAAGUCCCGGACCUCUAACUUUCACCAUUUUGCUCGACAGUCAAUACAGCGACAGGCUCUUGGCAGUACUCGAUUCUUGGUGUUUAGGUGCAGGUGCUUUACACGUCUCCCUCUGCAAAACACUACACCAAAAAUUGUACCCUAACUGCAGGGAACUGUUAUUCCUGCAUUACCCUUCCCCUGUCGUCCCUAUUCGCCAGUAAGGCCAACUUGUCGUUGUCGUGUCAAUUCGCCGUAUCGUAGGCUGAAUUGACUUCAAUUGUAGCCUUUAGGAAUGUUAUUGCGUAGUAGAAAAGAAAGCUCUAUUUAUUACUGGGUUGACAAUGCUGCAGACGAAAUCCGACAAUAUUCGUUUCAAUUGCAUCCUACCUGGAAUUAUCACCUGUUAAAGACAUGGAGACCGUUUCGAGGAAUUCGUUGUAUUGAUGUAGCUCACAACGUAGGUUCUCACGAACUCAUUGCUGCUGGUUCGGCUUCUGGCGGAAUUGCACUUUUCUCAGCUGACAGUACGGAGAUUUUGGCCGAGAUGAAUAGUAAACAUUCUCGCCUUGCAAUAGUGUUGCAUUUUGUACCUCCAGAAAACUAGCUGCUGGUUUCGGCCGUUCAAAGAAUGAAGCCUCACUGAAGAUUUGGGAUGUAAAUAGUCUUUCAGAUGAUGCAGAAGUAAACCCUUAUCUAGAAACAACCGUUUUUGAAGGUGUUGCUUCACUUUCGUAUCUCGCAAAAGACGAGACAUUGUUGGUUGGAUCCAAUUCCCGCAGUUUACACCUUGUGGACUUGCGUCAGGGUUUGGAACCCACUGCUUCCUUUACCACUCUGUAUUACAAUCACAUCACGCGGGAUCCUUUUGCUGACCAUUACUUUACUGCUUGUUCUUACGAUGGUCACAUCGGCGUCUUUGAUAAACGGUAUCUUUCCCGUCAGGAUGGACUUCAAUUGGUGCUCAGCACCUUCAACUCAACCAAACGAGGCACUCUGACAGACAUUCGGUAUUCAAGACGCACAUCUGGAAAAUUUGCUACGCUGACGGAUUCUGCCCUGCGAGUGUGGCAGACGGCGCCUUACUAUUUGGGUGAGGAUGCUAGCAAUAUGGGUGGUCCGAGUGAGACAAUAUCUGUCAUUCAACAACGAACAGUAGCUGAAAGCAGUGAGCAGGAAAUUCAAGCCUUUGAUUUUAUUUCUCAUCCGAAUGCCAGCUCUCUUUGCGAACAGCUUGUCGGUAUGAUAGAUGGAAAACCUGCGUUGCUUGAACCACUAACGCAUCCGCCGGCAAUGACUUUUGGUGCGAACAAUGCGUUCUCUGCGGCCUUUGAUCAUUAUGUUGUUAUGUACUCUUCCGAAAACGAUAAUACGUCGCCAGAAAAACCCCUUGAUGGAACGGAAAGCGUUAGCGAAAACUCAAUAAUGUCUACAAGUAUCGCACAUGGAGCCGAUUAUAACACCUUUGGCUCUUUUGAGUCUCAUGCUGACAAUUGUCUUCCUGUUAACAAAAUUUUACGAACUGACGUACUCAUGGCCAUCAAAAAACGGGUACUCAGCAACUAUGAAUUUGAUUGUGCUCAUAAUGCCGCCCUGGUGAAUGAUCAUUUCCUAAAAGAUGUUUGGAAUUGGAUUGGCUUGUGUCAUGAACGUCAGAAAAAUGAGCCGCUUUAUAACGAGUUGCCAGUCGAUUUUGCUUUUCAAGGAGUUCUUGGUCUGUGGUUUAUGAGUACUGGCUUUAGUCAUUUUCUUGAUGUGCUAGAAUACAAACCAAGCCGAGCAACUCAACAAAUGUAUCUUAAAUCCGCCAGUGCCCUUGUGUCCAAACUUGGCCGCGAUGUCUACACAGCCAAAAACACAAAUAAACCACUCCGUCAGUUGGGCAUGAUUAUAUGUGGAGUUGACUGUUCAAUUCAAGAACUGGACAGUCGGCUAGAGCAACUUGUUCAUUCAAAUCAAAUUAUAGAUGCUGUUGGUUUGGCACUGUUUCAUGGCAGAAUUGAAAGUGUUGUUCGCGUUCUCUCUGCCGGAAACGAUCAGGAACGCAUGCUUUCUACAGCCGUCGCCGGAUACAUCACUGCUCAAGGACUAACCCAUUCGGGAAGCGACUCACUCUGGAAAGAAAUGUGUCGGAAUCUCAGCACUGAAUUGGAAGAGCCGUAUCUGCGAGCGGUGUUUGCGUACAUUGGUAAUUCUGAUUGGCGUGAUGUUUUGGAUGAACUCUCGCUACCUUUACGUGAUCGAUUGGGUGUCGCAUUACGUUUCCUCCCCGACGAAGACUUGAGCAAAUAUUUGGAAGACUUAUGCCGUAAUGUUGUUACAACCGGUGACCCGGAAGGACUUUUAUUGACUGGGUUGACUCCACUCGGUAUUGAUUUACUUCAAAACUAUGUGAAUCAGACAUCGGAUAUACAAACAUCGGCGUUGAUUUCUUCGUUUGUUGUUCCCUUAAAGUUCACCGACGAACGUGCAGAUUGCUGGAUUAGCUCCUAUCGUAAUCUAUUAAAUCAAUGGCAACUAUUUCAUAAGCGUGCCUUUUUCGACAUUGGACGAAAUGAACUUUCCAAAAACCGGAAGGGCGAAAUCACUCUUCGACGAAUUGUGCAACCAUUUUAUGUGCGCUGCAAUUACUGCAAAAAGAGUUUCUCAUUUUCCGCAGCCGAGAAACAAGCUGCAGUUUUGUCCAAAGGAGGGAGAAAAUUUGUUGAUACAUCAAAGAGAAGCGCUUGUCCUCGUUGCCAUCAGCAGCUGCCUGUGUGUUGCGUAUGUGGAUUAUCUUUAGGCAUGUCUAUUACAAACAACGAUUCUCGAAGAAAAUCCGUAGUCUACGGAAUUUCGUCUUCAACAGCGCAUUGUGAUGAAUGGCUAAGUUUUUGCUUAAGUUGCGGUCAUGGUAUGCAUGCUGUCCAUGCCAAAGAAUGGUUUUCCCGUCAUCAUGUGUGCCCCAUGGCUACGUGUAAUUGUCGCUGUACUCAUUCAUAAAAGCCAAAGCGUGUCUUCAUGGCAUUAACUCUCUUUUAACCUCAUUUCCAAUUCGAAUACUUCAGUUCUCCCUUUAUUCACUUCUUUUUGUCUCCCUUCAAGUGUUAUUGUUCUCCGCUAAAUAAUUAUGAUAACCAUAAACGAAUAGAACGAACAUGCAAUAUUUAAUAUAUAAUAUCUGUCGAAUGCACGAUUGUAUAUUCAGUAAAGCAUUCUUUCCUCUUC
This is a messenger RNA of Schizosaccharomyces japonicus yFS275, 4371 nucleotides long. RefSeq names its product ubiquitin-protein ligase E3. Gene Ontology annotation, cellular component: GATOR2 complex. Bases 2275 to 4146 code for a protein of 623 amino acids. The record is from RefSeq and is a predicted model, not a curated record. Lineage: Eukaryota; Fungi; Ascomycota; Schizosaccharomycetes; Schizosaccharomycetales; Schizosaccharomycetaceae. The transcript is spliced from 4 exons.